GUUACACACAUAAAUAAAUAAAAAAAAGAAAAAGAAUUGUAGAAGACAAACAUGGCGGAAGGCGUCAGGAAUCCUCCCGAUUUGGAAACUCAAAAAAAUGAAAUAUGUACGCUUAUAAAAAAGCCAUUGAGAAAAGCAGAUACGUGGUAUUUAGUUGAUAACAAAUGGUUCAAACAAUGGAGAAAGUAUGUAGGAUAUGAUAGCUGGGAUACAAGUAAUAUAGGAGAGAAUACAAUUCAUCCUGGACCAAUAGAUAAUAGUUCCCUAUUUAGAGAAGAGAAUUCACCAGAAAUUAAAGAUCACCUAAUUGAUGAAUUAGAUUAUAUCUUAGUACCUAAAGAAGCUUGGGAAUUACUAGUUUCUUGGUAUGGUAUCUGUGAUGGACAAGAACCUAUUGCAAGGAAAGUAGUUGAAUAUGGGAUGUUUGUAAAACACUGCAAGGUUGAAGUAUAUUUAGUUGAAUUUAAAUUAUGUCAAAACAAUGAUACUGAUAAUUGUGUUACUAAAAAGUUUAGUAAAGUUGACACUAUAGAACAUAUUGAACAAGAAAUGAGGAAAAUAUUUAAGAUACCAGCAGACAAAGAAACAAGAUUAUGGAAUAAAUACAGUGUAAAUACCUAUGAACAUUUAAAUAACAAAGAAAGUACUGUACAAGAUGCUGGACUUUAUCAAGGACAGGUGAUCAUAAUUGAACAAAGAAAUGAUGAUGGUACCUGGCCAAGACAAGUAAAAAGUACCAGUUCUGUGAACUAUAACUCAUCUACACAAGUAUUAGGUGACAGUAGACCUUACAGUAAUCAGACAAGUACAAUGACAACACGUAGCUAUGUUUCUAUGGGUGGAGGUUAUGGAGGAUCUAGUUAUAAUUAUGAAUAUCAUAAUGGUAGUGCUACAACAGUUCAAUCAGGACUAUGUGGUCUUAGCAACCUUGGUAAUACAUGUUUCAUGAAUUCUGCUCUUCAGUGUAUGAGCAACACUCCACCACUUACUGACUACUUUCUUCAAGAUUAUUACUGGAAGGAAAUGAAUACUGAAAAUCCUUUAGGAAUGCAUGGAGAAAUUGCCAAAUCAUAUGGAGAUCUGAUAAAAACUAUGUGGUCAGGACGCUAUACUUACAUUCUUCCACGUAAUUUCAAGACUAUUGUUGGAAGAUUUGCACCUCAGUUUUCUGGCUAUCAGCAACAAGACUGUCAAGAAUUAAUGGCAUUUCUUCUGGAUGGAUUGCAUGAAGAUUUGAAUAGAGUGAAAAAAAAACCAUAUAUAGAAUUAAGAGAUGCUGAUGGAAGACCUGAUGAGAUAGUAGCUAAGGAAGCUUGGGAAAAUUAUUUGAAGAGGAAUAAUUCCAUAAUAGUAGAUACUUUUCAUGGUUUAUUAAAAUCCACUUUAGUCUGUCCAGAAUGCUCAAAAAUAUCUGUUACAUUUGAUCCAUUUUGUUAUCUUUCAUUACCUCUGCCAAUUAAAAAAGAAAGACAAAUAGAAGUUUCUUACGUUCCUUUAGAUGAUGCAAAGAGGCCAAUUCAAAUGAAAUUAACAGUACCAAAAAUGGGCAUAGUUCAAGAUUUAUGUGAUGCAAUAGGAAAAACUAUGGAUGUUAGUUCUGAUAAGGUAAGCAAUUUUGAUAUUGAAGAUGCAUCAUGUUCUGGAAGGCCAGUUGAAGCUGAUGAAGACAAAAUAAAGCUUGAUAUAUGGGUUCCAUGUGUUCUUAAAGAAAGAGAUUUGCUUCAUCGCAUUGACAUCUGUGAUUUGCUUCUCAAACAUCAAGAAAAUGAUUUAUUUUUGAAACAAAUCAUAACUGGUGAUGAAAAAUGGAUUGUUUAUAACAAAGUCGAAUGCAAGCGAUUAUGGAGAAGAGAUGAGCUGGCUCAAAGCACUUCAAAAGUUGAUAUUCAUAAAAAAAAACAUUUAUUAUUUCUUGUUUAUUUUUGUAGAUAUGAGCUUCCUGUUGCAGGUAGAAAUGAUCCAAAUAUACUUAUUUUACCAGUUUACAUGAGAGAGAGAAGUAGACUGAGGCCAGGAACAAAUAAUUUCAGUACAUCAUCUCACCAGUUAUUUGGACAGCCACUGUUAGUUCCAGUACCACGUAAUGGAUGCACGUAUAAUAUUCUGUUUCAGUCUAUUAUCAAUAAAAUGUCUCGGUAUGUGAAAGAAUUGGAUACUGAUGAUGAAUGGUGGAAUGAACCUAAUGACCCAGAUAGGCUAAAUGGAGAAAUUGAAAUGGCAAACAUAGAUGAAUAUGACAGUGAUGUACAAGAUGAUGAUGCUGAUGAACGAGAAAAUAUUCACAUGUCAGAAGGAAAUAUCCCUCCACUCUUUACUUUAAGUAGUGUAAAUGCUUAUGGUAAUGUUGAAGUUGAGAAAAUUAAAGAUGAUGAAAGUAUUUUGCAACUUAGUAAUAAAACAUAUAUAGCUGUUGAUUGGCAUCCUAAGGCUAAAGAGAAGUUUUAUGAUGAAAAAGAAGCAAAGGAACAUGAUAUUCAUGAAUCAUUAAAUGUAAGAUGGUCACAAAAGAAGCAGGUCAUUCAACUUAGUGAAUGUUUAGAAUUAUUUACAACAACUGAAAAAUUAGGUGCUGAAGAUCCAUGGUAUUGUCCCGAAUGUAAAAAACAUCAACAAGCUACAAAAAAGUUUGAUUUAUGGUCAUUGCCUCAGGUAUUAAUAAUUCAUCUCAAACGCUUCUCAUAUAACCGUUAUUGGAGAGAUAAAAUUGAUACUCUUGUAGAAUUUCCUGUUAGUGGUCUCAAUAUGGCAAAAUAUAUCAUUAAUCCUCAUCAUAAUCCUGCUGUUUAUGAUCUGAUUGCAGUAGCCAAUCAUUAUGGUGGAAUGGGUGGAGGACAUUAUACUGCUUAUGCAAAAAAUAAACAGGAUGGCCUUUGGUAUUAUUUUGAUGAUUCUACUGUCUCUUCAGCAACUGAAGAUAAUACAGUGUCGAAAGCAGCUUAUGUCUUAUUUUACAUGCGCCGUGAUUCCGAUAACACACAGCGAAAUGUGAUACCUCGCCGGAAUAUUCCAGCUGCUCUGGGUGCACCUCCCGGAAGUGAUUUAGUUAGUCCAGAUGACAAUGAUGGCACAUCGCAUUCUAGUGAAGAAGAUGUCAACAUGGACAUAAACUAAUGUAUUUCCAUAAUAUUAAUAUUGACUGCAAAAGAAAUGAACUGCAGAGUAUAACCACUGUUAUAUGAAAGACUUUAAAUAUGGUGGUGUUAUUCUUUUGAACGUCAACCCUUCCAAUAUAUCUUUCUACGCAAAGUGAUAAAAGAAGAAAGGAUGGCGACGUUUGCUUGUACCUAGUUGUAGAUAUGUGCACCAGUAAUCGUGCAACUUGUUUUGUUCCAUUACUCAUAAGUUAAAGUAAUUCUCCUGCAAGAUAUUUGACUUUGUUCAGGGGGACUUUAUUUUUUGUGUAUUUAUUUCUAAAAGUCUUAUAUUAAGCGUAAGUGUAAAAAAUUUCUACAUACUGAAAACGUGCACAGUGUCACCAGCCAGGGAUUACAAAAGUCCUAUGUUUGAAUUGUAACACAGUUGCAUUGACAAGAAUCAGAUUGCCAGCCAUGUUUUACAAAUCCAAAAAAAAAUUACCAAAUCUUCAUAAUACUUAAAGUUUGUGGAAUUCCGAUGUUAAAAAUUUUAUCACAGUUACUGGUAUCAACACUAAGAAAGAUAAACAUAUAAAUUAUAAAUUGAAACAAAUAAAUUAUAAAUUAAUUCAGCAUAACUAAAUUGAUAUUGCAAGAAGAUGGCAGUUAAUUUAAAAAAUAUAUUUAUUACAUUGAAAAAAAUUCAAGUAUUAAUAAUCAAUACUUUCUUCUUGGAGACUAAGAGUAAAUGGUGUGCAAAGUGGUGUUAAAAAUAAAUAAAAAAACACAAAUGUGAAUUAACAGUUGUAAUAGGAAAAAAAUCACCUUUGUUGUCAAGAUUUAUCUUCUCUUAUUAUUAAAAUAUAAAAUGAAAUUUUAAA
Molecule: messenger RNA, 3955 nt
Organism: Centruroides sculpturatus (bark scorpion)
Lineage: Eukaryota; Metazoa; Arthropoda; Arachnida; Scorpiones; Buthidae
Product: ubiquitin carboxyl-terminal hydrolase 4-like
Exons: 23
Coding region: 52-3111 (1019 amino acids)
Biological process (GO): protein deubiquitination
Molecular function (GO): nucleic acid binding; cysteine-type deubiquitinase activity
Source: RefSeq, a predicted model, not a curated record